UGAACAAUACUAAUGCAAGAGCAUACCUUUCUGCAUAAAAAUGGCAUUUCUUUCAAGCCUAUGGAAAGGCAUGCUUAUUCUUUACAAGAUGGCCACGCAAGUGGUGGUCAGCGCAUUUUUCGGGACUCUGGUGAAGCAGGUGAACAGUCUGAAGGACCAGCUGUGGAUGGUGAACUUGAGAAUGGAGCUCCAGAGCCAGAGGGUACAGGAGCUCUUGGCCGAGCUGGAGCAAAAGGAGAAGGACAACAAGCCUCUGUGGGAGCGGGUGGAGUACCUGACCAAUCAGCUCCAGACCGAGAGGAACGAAACAAAGACGGAGGGGAAGCUGAGGCGAGAGGAGGCGGCUAAGUGCUUGGCGGAGGAGAGGCGGCGGGCGGGAGCCCGGCAGAAGCACAAAAGGGAGGACCUCCUCAAGGACAUCAAACUGUUCCAGAUCAAGUCCAGGGACAACCAGAAGAGGCUGGAGAAAGAAGUGGAGGCCAAGGCGGCACAACUCGACGCCAGCAGAGAACGAGGACGAAGGCUGCAUCAGACUCUGAGGAUGGAGAGGGCCACAGUGGCCCACUUCGAGACGACACUUCACUUUGACUUGCAAUGAAACCACUACGUGAAGAGUAUUGGGUGGAGAUAAGAGACUCGGGUGACAGAACUUGACUUGAGUCGGCAAUUUUAGGACUUGGUGAUUGCAUGGCUCAAACAUAUCAAACGCAACUUUGACUUCGUAUCAACAAGAAUAGAGUCAAACUAUGAAAAGAGCAAUCCGACUUCAGGACAGAACAAUGUCUAAAAAUAGUUUGUAUUUGUCGCUUAGACUACUGUCGACAAAUUCUGUUCGUUCAAGAAUUAGCAACUGUUAUUUACUGGCCGAGUGGCACAAUGCAGACAAAGAAUGGGACUCACGUAAGUCCCAGAUAUAAAAUAUGAUAUAAAUACGUCUCUGUCCCCAUGUGUUAGCCAUGUUGAAUGUGAGGCACUGACAGGGUUGCCAUGUCAUGAAGGAUAUAUCUACUGUCCUGUAGAGCACAGACAAGUGCCUGGAGUUAGGAACAUGCUAUUCUUGGUACAGUAAAACAUUUUUCAUGACGCUGUUCAAGUUUGACAACAGAUUUUGAACUAGGAAGCACAAAUUCCUCGCAGCUCAUGAAAGCGACUUGUCUACGGCAACAAUGUCGUGAUGCGGACUGCAUUGGAAAUGAAGUUCAAAACGAGGAUGAGAGGAUUAAAUUGUGAUAAAUAUUUUAAGAGCGGCUUCUCCGUGACACACGAGCGAGAGCAUCUGAUGACCGCCGCUUAUAAAUCGGACAACGCAGCCGAAGCACGAAGGUCCAACACUGCUGCCAUCGUACGCUCUGGAAGAGUCACAAAGUUUAUGAUGAAAGCGACUGCCUCCGAACAGAAGGAACAACCUCAACAAAGCUGUUAAAGAUCACAAGAUAUGUAAAGGAGCUGAGUAUUUUAUUUUGUUAGGUUUUAUAGUGGUUACAAGUAAGAAUGCAAAAAGGUAACAAGACUCAAACAUCCUGUUUAUUUAUAUUCAUUUUCAAAAGGUAAUCCAUUAGUCAAACAUUAGGUUCUAACCCAUUUUAACACUGUGACAAAUAAUGCAUGAAUAAUGGUUUUACAUUUUGAAAUCAAACCGGCUCACAAUUUUCACAGGGUAAGGUAAGAAUGCUACUUCAAACAUAGCUUGUACGACCGCAGACUUUCCCUGGAACAGAUUCUUCCUAUUUCCAUUAUUUCCUACACUACUUGCAGUGUACAGUCACAGUAGAAGGAUGGCAUAGUUGCUUGAACCGUAAUUUCCAAAACACGAGAGCGGCGGAAAACUGAAACGCUGACGGUAUAGAAUCAGAUCUCCUCGACGUCAUCUUUUGCAGGAGCCAUCAAAUGGGCAAGAGCAGGCUGAUCUCAUUACCUCAAAUGACUCCGAGGAAUUGUGGCUGACUGCAGAAGGGGUGGAGCCAGAGGAUUCCUAUAUAAUAGCAUCUUUGUCCUCACGAAAAGGCCCGCUGAGGUGUACUACUUGAGCAGCCUGACCUCCUUUUUUGGAUCAUCGCACUUUUACGGGCUUUUGCCGGUGCUCCUUGUCUAACUUUGCAGCUUGUUACAAACUUUUUUUUUUGUUUGUUUUUUUUAAAAAAAAGGCCACAGUCUAUGUUUUGCCACUGAGAGCUGAGGAAUGUGUAGGAAGGUGGAAGUUGUUUGAAGAGUCCGACUGAAAGGAAUGUCUGGAGGCCGCAGCUGCCUUCCAGAGGUUUCUGUGGCCGAGAGGAGUUUUCAGCCCAGUUUAGCUGAAGCCAGGUUCGACCGCAACAGCCCAGGAAACCCACAUGAGCUGAGAAGAAGUGGCCUUACAAACUUAGUGUUGCCGAGUGAACUUAAAAAAUUAAAAACAUAAAUCACCCUACUUUUGGAUGACAAAGGUAAAGUGGAGAUAUGGCUGCGAGUGGUAAACUCUCUUGGAGUUCAAGUCCAAAUAUUUUGCUGCUUCUAAUCAUAAUGGCCACUUUCCAGGUCUUUUUAAGGCCUUUUUUGUGUGGCUUGUAAUGUUAGACGUCCACUCAUUUUAUUCUGAUAAGUGAAGGUGGUGACCAGGGCUGGAUUUUGUUGUAAAAUUCCAGUCGCUCACACUGCCUUUUUUAUGGCAAAUGUUAAAAAUGGUGAACACACUUCAAAUCUACGCUUCCAACAUUAUAUGGCUCAGACAAAAAAGAAGAAGCUUGGCAAUUUAGCAUUGCCCAUCUCCCUUGGAUACCAACUUGGGAUUUGGCCAUAUUCACCUUUUGGCAUUUGCUAUUAGCAGACUUCGAGCUCAAUUUAGGCCAUGUGUCAUUGAGACUAUUUUUCUGCAUCCUCUUGCGAUGGACUUGUCUCCGCAAUUCCAAGUGGCUUGAUGUAAAGACUUUUUUUUUUUUUUUUUUAAAACAACUUGGUGGCAUUUAAGGACUUGAAUUGAAAUGGGGAACUUGUAUUCUUGUCACUGUUUUCGUUGCGUUCAGAGUUCAUUCGCCUGAGCUGACGAGCGCUACAGACAGCCCCAAGAGUGAGAUUCAAGGCCAACACCGACGAUUUGCCGCACGCGCUCUCACUUCCUUGGCAACCGUGUGACUCAUUUCCUCAUUCGCGCUGCAACGAUGGAAGG
This is a messenger RNA of Syngnathoides biaculeatus (alligator pipefish), 3142 nucleotides long. RefSeq lists its product as uncharacterized. The transcript has 2 exons. The coding region runs from base 41 to 598 and encodes 185 amino acids. The record is from RefSeq and is a predicted model, not a curated record. NCBI's taxonomy places the organism in Eukaryota, Metazoa, Chordata, Actinopteri, Syngnathiformes, Syngnathidae.